Messenger RNA from Mucor velutinosus, 1266 nucleotides. RefSeq lists its product as uncharacterized. Gene Ontology annotation, cellular component: ruffle membrane; actin cortical patch. The transcript is spliced from 7 exons. Gene Ontology annotation, molecular function: phosphatidylinositol binding; actin filament binding. Bases 1 to 1266 code for a protein of 421 amino acids. NCBI's taxonomy places the organism in Eukaryota, Fungi, Mucoromycota, Mucoromycetes, Mucorales, Mucoraceae. Gene Ontology annotation, biological process: actin cortical patch localization; regulation of ruffle assembly; actin filament bundle assembly. The record is from RefSeq and is a predicted model, not a curated record.
AUGGGUAUCACCAUAAAUUCUCCACUUCCUUCGAGCUUGGCUUCCGAAUGUCGAAAAGCAGCUCGUAUAUUAAACAGUUUUACAGAUAACGGAAAGGGCGUAGAUUUUAUUAUCCCUCCUCAUAUUCUCAGUGAUGCAAAAGGCUUGGCAAUCUUUACUGUGCUGAAGGCUGGAUUCUUAUUCUCGGGUCGAGCAGGCUCAGGUUUAGUCAUCGCUAGAUUGCCCGAUGGAAAUUGGUCGGCACCUUCUGCGAUUAUAACAGGCGGAAUGGGUUUUGGAGGUCAAGUGGGUGCGGAACUUACGGAUUUCAUCAUGGUAUUGAAUACAACAUCUGCUGUAAAGACAUUCAUGCAUCAUGGUUCAAUCACUCUGGGUGGAAAUAUUUCAGUUGCUGCUGGACCUGUCGGUAGAAAUGCUGAGGCAUCAGGAACCGCAUCCAUCAAAAACGUAUCUGCCGUUUAUUCAUACAGCAAAACUCGAGGUCUCUUUGCAGGCGUUUCAUUAGAAGGCUCUGUGAUCCUUGAACGUUUCGACGCAAACAAGAAAUUAUACGGUGGCAAGGUGAAAACUCGAGACUUAUUGAAUGGAACGAUCCCUCCACCUCCAGCAGCAGAUACACUUUAUUGCGCACUUGAGCUCAAAUCUGGCCAUCGGGGAGGUGGAAGCUUCGGGCAUAUGAAUAAUUACGAUAGUUCUUAUAGAUCAGAUGGUCGCUACAGCAGUUCUGAUCGCAAUUAUGACGGCAACACUGACCCCUAUAAUCGAUAUGAUGACACACCAAGCGACAGAAGAUCAAACAACACUAGCUAUGACAAUAUGGACUCACCCAAUCGCACUUUAUUAUUUAAUCGUGCAGCUGUUCAUAAUUUAGCUAAAUCUGGAGGAGGUGGUAGUGGUGAUGGAUUAAGCUCCAGCAUUAGAAGCAAUGAUCCUGGCAACAGAGCGAGAGGAAGCAGUAUUCCAUCUUGGAAGAAUGACAGCAACUACGAUUAUGACCUUCCAAGACAAAUUGCAGCAGCACCAUCUCCAAACCUCACGAGUUAUGACAAUGCUAACAGUCGGGCCUUGGUCUUGACUAAUGACAAUGAAGAUUCUCGUGCUCGUGCCUUGUUCAACUUUGCAGGCGAACAGGAUGGCGAUUUAGUGUUUCACAAAGGAGACAUCAUCACCAUUGUCAAAAAAUCAAAUACUCAAAAUGACUGGUGGACUGGAAGAAUAGGUGGCCGUCAGGGCAUUUUCCCUGCCAAUUUUGUCGAGCCAUUGUAA